AAAAGCACUCCCAGCCAUGGGCUCGGGGUGCAGGAGACCUGGGGGGUCUCCCGUGCUGCUAUUGCUGCUGUGGCUUCCCGCGUGUCCUCUGCGGAGCACUCGGAUGUUUCCAGGGAAUGCCCGUGGAGAGCUAGUCACGCCCCACUUGAUCCUGGAGGGCGGAUUCCGGCGCAAGGUCACCCUGGAGGAGCCGAUCUUGAAGCCUGAGUCCGUGCUGGUGGCUUUAAAGGCUGAAGGCCAGGAUCUCCUGCUUGAAUUGGAGAAGAACCAGCUCCUGGCCCCAGGCUACACAGAAACCCACUACAGCCAGGAUGGGCUGCCCAGAGUGACGUCCCCCAACCACAAGGAUCUUUGCCUCUAUCGCGGGCACGUGAGGGGCUUCCGGGAGUCCUGGGUGGUUCUCAGCACCUGCUCUGGGAUGAGCGGCCUUAUUGUGCUCAGCGACAAAGUCGGCUAUUAUCUGCAACCCCGGGCUCCUGGGGACACCAAGGACUUCCCAACCCACAAGAUCUUCCGGAUGGAGCAGUUGUUCACCCGGGGAGGGGUCCGGAGAGACAAGAACUCUCAAUACAAAGCAGGAAUGGCCAAUCUUCCUCAUGUCCCCCAGAACCGGGUGCGGCGAGAGGCCCGCAGGAGUCCCAGGUACCUGGAACUGUACAUAGUGGCUGACCACACCCUGUUCUUGCUUCAUCAUCAGAACUUGAACCACACAAGACAGCGCCUCCUGGAAGUUGCCAGUUGCGUGGACCAGAUUCUCAGGACUCUGGAUAUUCACUUGGUGUUGACGGGGCUGGAAGUGUGGACCGAGCGGGAUCUCAGUCGCGUCACACAGGACGCCAACGAAACGCUCUGGGCUUUUCUACAGUGGCGCCGUGGGCUGUGGGCCAGGAGACCACACGACUCCACACAACUGCUCACGGGCCGCACCUUCCGGGGUACCACGGUGGGCCUGGCGCCGGUGGAGGGCAUGUGCCGCGCAGAGAGCUCCGGAGGUGUGAGCACAGACCACGCGGAGCUCCCCAUCGGCACAGCAGCCACCAUGGCCCACGAGAUAGGCCACAGCCUGGGCCUCCACCACGACCCAGAGGGCUGCUGCGUGGAGGCAAACGCCGAGCAAGGAGGCUGCGUCAUGGAGGCAGCCACAGGGCGCCCUUUCCCGCGCGUCUUCAGCGCCUGCAGCCGCCGCCAGCUGCGCACCUUCUUCCGCAAAGGGGAAGGUACGUGCCUCUCCAAUGUCACCGCGCCGGGGCUCCUGGUGCUGCCCAGCCGCUGUGGAAACGGCUUCGUGGAAGCAGGAGAAGAGUGCGAUUGCGGCUCUGGCCAGAAGUGCCCAGAUCCCUGCUGCUUUGCCCACAAUUGCUCCCUGCGUGCAGGGUCGCAAUGCGCUCACGGUGAUUGCUGUGCGAGGUGCCUGCUAAAGCCGGCAGGCACGCCUUGUCGUCCCGCCACGAGUGACUGCGACCUCCCCGAGUUCUGCACCGGCACCGCCCCGCAUUGUCCCGCGGACGUCUACCUGCUGGAUGGCUCACCCUGCGCUGAGGGGCGUGGCUAUUGCCUAGACGGCUGGUGUCCCACGCUGGAGCAGCAGUGCCAGCAGCUAUGGGGGCCUGGAUCCCAGCCGGCCCCGGAGCCGUGUUUCCAGCAGAUGAACUCCAUGGGGAAUUCGCAGGGCAACUGUGGCCAGGACAGUAAGGGUAGCUUCCUGCCUUGUGCACAGAGGGACUCACAGUGUGGGAAGCUGCUGUGCCAGGGAGGGGAGCCAAACCCACUAGUGCCGCACGUAGUGACCAUGGAUUCCACCGUUCUCUUAGACGGCCGCGAGGUGGUUUGCCGAGGGGCCUUCGUGCUCCCUGAUACUCACCCGUACCAGCUUGACCUGGGUCUGGUGGAGCCAGGCACCCGCUGUGGACCUAGAAUGGUGUGCUGGGAUAGGCACUGUCAGAAUGCUACCUCCCAGGAGCUGGACCGUUGCUUGACCGCCUGCCAUCACAAUGGGGUUUGCAAUAGCAAUCAUAACUGUCACUGUGCUGCUGGCUGGGCUCCACCCUUCUGUGACAAGCCUGGCUUGGGCGGCAGCAUGGAUAGUGGCCCUGCCCAGUCUGCAAACCCAGAUGCCUUCCCCGUGGCCAUGCUCCUCAGCUUCCUGCUGCCUCUGAUCCCUGGGGCUGGUCUAGCCUGGUGCUACUACCAGCUCCCAACACUCUGCCAUCGACCAGGACGGUGCUGCAGGAGGGACCCCCUAUGUGAUAGGGACCAACCCCUGGGCAGUGUGUACCCCGUGGAGUUUAACUCCAUCAUCGCUGGAGAGCCCUUGCACCCUCGUAAGUGUGGCACUUGGGACAGGGAGAGGGAAGUGAGGGCUGGGUCCUUGCCUCCUUCUAGAUGCUCCCUUUCUUUACCUAACACUCAACCACUUCGAUCCUCUGCCCUGCUCAGCCCCAGGGACUUCUUGCCAACAGCGCUUGCACCCUUCAUCUUUUGAAUUGUUCUCAGACCCUGAGAACUCUGAGCUUACCUAAGAACUACCCUCUGAAACUUGCGCCAUGCAGACCUGCCCAAUCCUUAUGGUAUGGAAAUACCCCGAGGCCCUCCCAUUGCCCAGUCACCAACCUGUCUCAGUUUGUUGACUGCUCCUCAGAUUUACUGGCUUGUAUAAAUCAGGAAACGAGACACUGGCCUCAGAGAAGCUGUUGUUAUAGAGGCUAGGAUGCUGGAAGCCCUAGGGGCAGGGAGGCACUGUGGUUCUUCUUGGGUCCUCAUUGAGGGAGGAAAGAUGUGCCCGGCAGGCACAUGGCUUGCAGCCUCGCCCCUGUCCUCAGUGAGCCAGAUGCUCUCCUAUACUCCGAUGGGCGAUGGCUGGAUUCCGAGAUCUUCCUCACUCCCCACAGGCAGCCCAGAGCCCCAUCACGAUGUACCCCACCCUCCCUGAGAGCUGUGCUCUUCUGAAAUGUCAGAGUGUAUCUAAUAACAAUAAAUCCACAAGCUAU
Apodemus sylvaticus (European woodmouse) is the source of this 2987-nucleotide messenger RNA. It is a transcript of the gene Adam33, whose product is annotated as ADAM metallopeptidase domain 33. Gene Ontology annotation, biological process: proteolysis. Gene Ontology annotation, molecular function: metalloendopeptidase activity. NCBI's taxonomy places the organism in Eukaryota, Metazoa, Chordata, Mammalia, Rodentia, Muridae. The transcript is spliced from 20 exons. Bases 17 to 2482 code for a protein of 821 amino acids. The record is from RefSeq and is a predicted model, not a curated record.